Molecule: messenger RNA, 3191 nt
Organism: Populus euphratica (Euphrates poplar)
Lineage: Eukaryota; Viridiplantae; Streptophyta; Magnoliopsida; Malpighiales; Salicaceae
Product: TMV resistance protein N-like
Exons: 4
Coding region: 300-3179 (959 amino acids)
Biological process (GO): defense response
Molecular function (GO): ADP binding
Source: RefSeq, a predicted model, not a curated record
UUAUUUUAAUACAUUUUAAAAAAACAAUAUUUAAAAAGCAAUUUUACACCCUUUCAAUCCUUCUUACAAGAAAGUGGCAGCAUGGAUAUAUGGGCUGCUAGGUCUGUUUGAUAGCCUAGAGACUUCUAAUAGAAUAUCAUUUACAAGAAAGGAUGACUUUAUUUUUUUGAAGAGAAUUCUAGAGAUGGAUGAGCUAGAUUUUGAAGAUGCACUUCCUUGAUAGUUCUAGAGAGGCAUGGGCUUGAAAAUUCUGGAUUAAUAACUGACAACCUAUACGCCAUUGUUGUCUCUCUUUCUCCAUGAACAGAUAUGAAGCGGAAUUCAUCAAAAGCAUUGUCCGUGAUGUAGCUUGUAAACUGGGAAACAAAACCUUGCACGUAGCCAAACACCCAGUAGGUAUUUAUUCCAGAGUUCAGGGAAUUAUUUCUUUGCUAAAAGGUGCAAAACCUGAUGUUGGCAUGGUGGGAAUACAUGGGAUAGCUGGAAUAGGCAAGACAACAAUAGCAAAAGCUGUGUUUAACAAACUUUAUUUUGGAUUUGAGGGAAGCAGUUUUCUUUCGGAUGUCAAGGAAAUAUCAGAUAAGCCGAAUGGUCUGGUUGAAUUACAAGAGCGCCUUCUUCAUGAUAUUCUGAAACCAUAUGUUUGGAAGGUCAGUAAUGUUUAUGAAGGAAUGAAUUUGAUCAAAGAACGACUUCAUCGUAAGAAAAUCCUUGUUGUUUUUGACGAUGUGGACAAAAGGGAACAACUGGAGGCAUUGAUGGGAGAGAGAUGUUGGUUUGGUGCCGGAAGUAUAAUAAUUGUUGUAACUAAGAAUAAGGAUCUGCUAACAGAAGUGGGGGUAGAUGGAAUGUAUCAUGCUCAAGAAUUGGAUCGAAAUCAGUCUCAGCAGCUUUUCAGAUUGCAUGCUUUUAGGGAAACCCAUCCAGCAAAGGAUUAUGAGGAGCUUUCAGAAAAGGUAGUGGACUACUGCAAAGGACUUCCUUUGGCUCUACAAAUUUUGGGUUCUCAUUUGUUCACAAGAGACAAAGCUGAAUGGGCAAUAUCGAUUGCCCAUUGGCAAAAUACUCCGCAUGAUGAUAUUCAAGGGAAGCUUAGAGUAAGUUUUGAUGCACUGAAUGUGGAUACAAGCGAGAUAUUCCUUGAUAUCGCGUGCUUUUUUGUUGGUAGAGACAAAGAAUAUGUAGCGGAUAUAGUUGGUGCUCGUUACGAUUGCCAUCCAGAAGUAGCUUUCAGAACUCUCAUUGGAAGGUCUCUUAUAACAAUUGACACCGAGAAUCAGAAUAGGUUAAGUAUGCAUGAUAUAUUACGAAAGAUGGGAAGGGAGAUUAUUCGUCAAAGGUCGCGUAACCAUCCUGGAAAUUGCAGCAGGAUUUGGCUUCCCAAAGAUGCAUACAAUGUACACUCCAAGGAAAUGGGAACAGAUGCUGUGGAGGGUCUGGCACUAGAUGUGCAAGAAUCUUUUAGCACAAAAUCGUUUACCAAAAUGAGACGUUUAAAAUUACUCCAAAUCAAUGGAGCACAUCUUGUGGGAAGCUACAGUCUUCUCCCCAAAGAGUUGAUAUGGCUUUGUUGGUUUCAAUGCCCUCUGAAAUCUUUGCCGUCUGAUUUUCACUUAAACGACCUUGUUAUACUUGAUAUGCAAAACAGUAACGUACGAGAACUUUGGAAGGGGACUAAGAUUCUUAACAAGCUGAAAAUCCUCAAUCUCAGCUAUUCCGAGUACCUUGCUAAAACGCCGAACUUCCGAGGACUCUCUAGUUUGGAGAGACUAAUACUUGCAGGAUGCAGGAGUUUGGUUGAGGUACAUCAAUCUAUUGGAACUUUGAAGAGCCUUGUUUUGUUGAACUUGGAGGUGUGUGACAGCCUAAAGACUCUUCCAGAAAGCAUGGGUAACUUAAAAUCUCUUCAAACUCUGAACGUUGCUUGGUGCUCACAACUUGAGAAAUUGCCAGAGAGUUUGGGUGACAUAGAAUCCUUAACAGAGUUGUUUACAAAGGGUACUGCGAUUAAGCAACUUCCUCCAUCAGCUAGAUAUUUGAAGAAACUGACAAAGUUAUCAUUUGGUGGAUACAACAAAGUUUUCUACUCACAUGAUCUACCAUCUAAAUCUUGGUUUUCAAUAUUUUCAUCGUGGCUUUCACCACAAAGCUGUUCGAGCUCCAUAGAUAUGCUACCAGCUUCUUUCACUAGUUUCAGCUUAUUGAAAGAACUAGAUCUAAGUUAUUCUGGUUUGUCUGAAGCUACAAGUUCCAUUGAUCUUGGGAGUUUGUCCUUUCUUGAAAAUUUGAAUUUGUCUGGACAAGAAUUCUUCAAUCUGCCUUCUAGCAUUAGCCGCCUUUCUAAGCUUCAAUUUUUGACGGUUGAGAGAUGCUCGAAUCUUCUAUCAAUCUCAGAGCUUCCAUCAAGUUUACUGUUCUUGUCUAUCUAUGACUGCACAUCCAUUGAAAGAGUAACUGCACCACUUCAGCAUGAAAGACUACCAUUACUGAAUGUAAAAGGGUGCCGAAAUUUAAUAGAGAUUCAGGGCAUGGAAUGUGCGGGCAAUAACUGGUCCAUUUUGAACUUAAAUGGCUGCAACAAUUUAUCUGAAAACUAUAAGAUGAGUCUUAUUCAGGGAUUAUGCAAAGGUAAACAUUAUGACAUUUGCCUAGCUGGUGGUGAGUUACCAGAAUGGUUCGGCCAUCGUGGAGAAGGAUCUUCAUUAUCAUUUCAUUUUUCAGUUCCAGAUGGUAAUAAACUCCAAGGGCUGCUUCUUUGGGUUGUCUCGGCCUCCACCGAUGAAGCCACUCGAGAAACACCAUUUCUCCUGUUUGAUAUGUGUGUUGCUACUUUCAAAAAUAAGAGCAAUGGUAUUGAAUUGUUUGAGACGAUGGCAGCAGUUACGUUUGACAGAACUAUCAAGAAGCAUUCUUGGAUACAGCAUAUACCGUUGAUUGGGUUAGAGGAAUCACUGCAAGGUGUAGAGGAAUUGGAACUGAAUGUCAGAAUAAGCUUAUAUGAUGUUCGAAAAUGUCGGGUAGAAAAAUGUGGGGUACAUUUGAUAAUGGAAAAGAAUAAAGCAGAUUCAGAUCAGGAGAUUGAUAUUCAUGCUCUAGGCUCUGAUGAUCAGCUGUUGGAAAGUAGUUUGAUAAGAGAUUUGCAAAAAUGGAAAAUCACCAGUUGCACUAAAUUUGGAUAGCAUACAACAUAG